AAUGUGAAAGCAAUGAGGUUUAGGUGGAGCUGCUGGGGAAGGAGGAAGGGAAGGGAAAGCUUUUUCUUGGUUUCAGUACCGCCCAUUUAUACGCGCCUCUCCCGUCCCGUCUCCUCCUCCCCCAAUCCCUCUCUCUCCCCAUCACCUCACAGGCACAGCGCUUCUUGUUGUCCUCAUCCGCCCCAUCAUCGGCUGGAGCCGGAGCUGGAACCAGGUUGGUGGGCGCUUAGUCACAUCCGGACCGCCGCAAUGAUGAGCUUCAAGAACCACCAUGAGGGGUUUGCGGGGCAGCAGCUGCUCGCCGCCGCCGCCGCCGCCGCGAGCCAGGUCUCCGGUGGGGCGCCGCUCCCCUGGUGGGUUGGGUCCCAGCUGCUGUACGGCGAGCCGAUGGGCCACGGGAAGGCGCCGCCGGCCGUGCCCAUGUCCAUGUCGCCGCCGGAGGAUGCCUGCCGGGACGGCCAGUUCCAGGUCGUGCCGAGGGCCCAGGCGCUGCUGGACGCCGUGCCGCUGCCCAUGGGGGAGAGGGGCAUCCCUGAAGCUCUCAAGUUCUCCAUGGCUCAUGGUAAAGGAGGGAACAGUUCUGAGCACUCUGCCCCUAUCACUCUGCAGUCACCAUUCACAGAGUAUAAUGACCACUUUGAGCUGGGCCUUGGCCAAUCUGUGAUUUCCUCCAACUACUACUCUGAUCAGCAGUAUGGCCUACUUUCUUCUUAUGGAAUGAGAUCAGCGUCUAGCGGGCGUAUGCUUAUACCACUGAACAUGCCUGCUGAUGCGCCGAUUUAUGUGAAUGCAAAGCAAUAUGAAGGCAUCCUUCGUCGCCGUCGUGCUCGCGCCAAGGCAGAGAAGGAGAAUAGGCUGGUCAAGGCCAGAAAGCCAUAUCUUCACGAGUCACGCCAUCUUCAUGCAAUGCGCCGUGCGAGAGGCUCCGGUGGACGCUUCCUCAACACUAAGAAAGAGACCAAUGGAAAAGACACUGGUGUUGGGAGCAAGGCGAUGGCCGGUAACCCGCUUAUGCGCCCAGCUGCAUCUCUCAGUUCAGAGAUCCAGCACUCUGAGCAGGGAAACCGAAGCAGUGUCUCCAGCCUGUCUGGCUCAGAGGUGACAAGCCUGUAUGAUCAUGAAGAUGUGGACCAUUACCACAACUUUGAGCACCUCCGGACACACUUCUUCACCCCGCUCCCGAGCAUCAUGGACGGUGAGCAUGGGGCCGGCAACCCCUUCAAGUGGGCAGCAGCCUCCGAUGGCUGCUGCAACCUCCUCAAAGCAUGACUUGAGGGGGUGACGGGCAGCCGAAAUAUCAAGAGAUGGCGCAAACCGGCAGCAUUUGCCGGCAUUGUGUCCAGCUCCAGGGCAGGGGUCUGUCCCUGCCGUCAUCUGGCUGUCCGCGGGCAAUUCAUUCUUGGCUCAUGGCAUCGGUAGUGCUUUCGCUCAUCGCCUACUUGUCCUCGAAACUUCAGUGCUAGUUUCCAGGACCCUGUGGUGAGUGGAACACCCCCUUUGCCAUACAAAAUAUUAUCUAGGUAAGUGCUGCUGCUUGCUACCAUCAUCCGACCGUUUCGUGGUAGCAGGUUUAAGUUUGUAUUUGAAUAAAUGUCUGAAACUUCAGACUAGUUGGAAUGGUACUGGAAUUGGAGUUUGUAUGAAGUAUUGUAUCCCUUUCGUUUGGUGAAGUAUUGGAGUAUGUUAAGUAGACUUGGUGAUGUGUUGUAAUAGUUGGCUUGAAGGUUCUGUGUGUAGACUUCUUUUGUUUGUACUCUGUGGUGUUAACACCUGAAUUCAGUGAUGUAUUGAGACUUGGCAUGGUUUGAGAAAUUCUUUAUGCUCU
Molecule: messenger RNA, 1825 nt
Organism: Triticum dicoccoides
Lineage: Eukaryota; Viridiplantae; Streptophyta; Magnoliopsida; Poales; Poaceae
Product: nuclear transcription factor Y subunit A-10-like
Exons: 6
Coding region: 13-1269 (418 amino acids)
Biological process (GO): regulation of DNA-templated transcription
Cellular component (GO): CCAAT-binding factor complex
Molecular function (GO): DNA-binding transcription factor activity; DNA binding
Source: RefSeq, a predicted model, not a curated record